AUGCUGGAGGCUCUUUUCGCGCUGCUGCUGUUUCUGCUGCUGUGCUACCUCGGCAUCCUCUUCGGACGCCUAGUGUUCGUGUACACCAUUGAGCGACGCACCACGCAGUUUUGUUUUGUCGUCGUGUUUGCCCUUUCGACGCUCAUUUUCAGCCUUGCGCUGCUGGGUGCCUCAAAGCUCGGGGGCCUCAUCUUCUCCGCGCGCUUCAGCACCCGCGCCCUCCGCCUCGCCCUUGUGGCCGACCUCGUCGCCGUCGCGGUGCUGUGUCCGCUCUGCAUCGCCCGGCUGCUGCUGCACGGCCUGCAUUUUCGUCGCUGCUACGCGCUGCUGAUCGGCGGCAGCCUACUUUUGCUCUUUCUCAGGGCCUGGGCGCUCCCGCUUGCGUGGCUCCAGCGCCUCUCCGGCCCCUGCCUCUCGUGGGCGGCGGCGGCGGCGCUAUGGGACGCCGCCGCCGCGGUGGUUGCGGUGCUCGGCGUCCUCGCGGUGGCGGCCCUCUCCGGCUACGCCGCCGUUACGACGCCCGCCGCGUUCCUGCGGCCGUUUGUGGUGAAGGACAGCGGGGAGCGGGCGCGGGUGGCGCUGGGCGUGCUGGCAAAGCGGCAGCGUCACCUGCUCUCGCUGUGGGUGGCGAAGCAGCGGCAGAUCGCGGAGGUGCGGCGUGGGGCGCCGGCGGCGUCGCCCGGCGCUGACACGGGGGCGCGGGUGUGGCGUUGGGUGGCAAAGUCGCUCCGCUCCACCGUCCGCGGGGGGGCGCGGGGCGAGAAGGGCGACGACGACGUUGCCCGACUGACGGCGGAGAAGGACGGCAUCCAGGCGGUCAGCACGGCGGUUUUCCUGCAGAUGAGUGAGAUCGGCUCGCUGGUGCGCUCGGCGGAGAGUGGGGCGACGUGGCGCGGGCUGGUCGACGCGCUGCUGGGCCUCCUGCUGCUCCUGCACGCCUGCCUGAAGCUCCUCUUCACCGCCAUCAGCCUGCUGCGGUGGUUUUUCUUCUCCGACGCGCCGGCGCCGCCGGUGCCGGAGGACGCGGCCACCCGCGUGGUGCGGUUUCUGGAGACCUACGGCCUCGCGACCUCGCAGGGCGGUGAGGGGGAGCAGCGCAUCGUGUGGGUGUCACUUUCCCUCAACGCAUGGAUGAUUGUGACCUCGAUCCGCGGCCUGCUCUUGACCGUCUUCCGGCUGGUGACGACGUACACAACGUUUCUUAGCGUGGACACGACCGUGCUCGGGCUGACGGUGGGCAUGGGCGCAUAUUUUGUCGGGCAGCUGCUGCUCCUGCGCCUGUCCCCGCGGCUGGAGGGUGCCAGCGUGCUCUCCACCGUGCUCGCGGAGCAGCUGCCACGGAGCGACAUGUAUUGCCACCUCAACGACCUCGUCUUUGUCCUCACAAGCGUUUGCACGCUGCUGGCGCAGCAAUGCAUGGUGCCGCCGCAAACAGCCACGCUGCACUCCCUCGCGGAGUAG
Molecule: messenger RNA, 1461 nt
Organism: Trypanosoma conorhini
Lineage: Eukaryota; Euglenozoa; Kinetoplastea; Trypanosomatida; Trypanosomatidae
Product: putative Golgi pH regulator C
Exons: 1
Coding region: 1-1461 (486 amino acids)
Cellular component (GO): membrane
Source: RefSeq, a predicted model, not a curated record